UCUGACAUCUGGUCUAAAAUUCCAAAAUUUUCCUUUCUUCUUCUUCUUCUUCACCGUCUUCUCUUUUGGUGCCAAUUUAGGUGCUCACAGUCUGAUCCCACCAAACUCAGAUUUCCAUCCCAUCGCAUCUCUCUCUCUCUCUCUCUCUCUCUCUCUCUCUCUCUCUCUCUGCGACGCUGAAUUCUUCUCUCUCUAAGAUUGGCUGAGUUCUCGUGUGGUGACAGCAAGAUCUGGGUGGUAUUGCCCGCUCUUCCUGAAUUUCUCAACCGAUUUUGGAGUAAGAUCCAGUGUACAGCUGGAUGAACGGGAUGAUAGAAUGCAGUGUUUGUCGCUCCAAACUGUUGUCCCCAAAUUCCAAAGCUGUGUCCAGGGCCUAUGACCGGCAUAGAAAUGAUGUCUCUUCAAAGACCCGGUUCCUAAACAUCCUUUUGGUUGUUGGAGAUUGCAUCCUUGUUGGUUUGCAGCCUCUGUUGGUUUAUAUGUGUAAAGUGGAUGGGAAAUACAAGUUCAGUCCUAUCAGCGUUAACUUUUUAACUGAGGCAACAAAAGUUGUUUUUGCUAUUAUUAUGCUUUUGUUCCAGGCUCGGAAUAAGAAAGUUGGGGAGAAGUCUCUUCUAUCUGUUUCUACAUUUGUACAGGCAGCUCGAAACAAUGUGCUUCUUGCCAUUCCUGCUUUUCUUUACGCUAUUAAUAAUUAUUUAAAGUUCAUUAUGCAGCUUUAUUUUAACCCUGCAACUGUGAAGAUGCUUAGCAACUUGAAGGUUUUGGUCAUUGCUGUUUUGUUAAAGAUGAUAAUGAGGCGGCGGUUUUCUAUAAUUCAGUGGGAGGCUCUUGCCCUUUUGCUCAUUGGCAUUAGUGUGAAUCAACUGCGGUCUAUGCCCGAGGGUAGUACUGUUUUAGGUCUUCCAAUAACAACAGGCGCUUACUUGUACACGUUGAUAUUUGUAACUGUUCCAUCGCUGGCAUCAGUAUAUAAUGAGUAUGCUUUGAAAAGUCAAUUUGAUACAAGCAUUUACCUUCAGAACUUGUUUCUAUAUGGUUAUGGUGCUAUAUUCAACUUGCUGGCAAUUCUUGGAAUGGCUAUUUUCAAAGGUCCUGGUGGCUUGGACAUACUUCAAGGACAUUCGAAGGCUACGAUUCUUUUAAUUUGCAAUAAUGCAGCCCAAGGAAUCUUAUCAUCAUUCUUUUUCAAAUAUGCAGAUACUAUUUUGAAAAAGUAUUCAUCAACCGUUGCCACGAUCUUUACGGGAAUAGGAUCUGCUUUGUUGUUUGGUCAUAAGCUGACUAUGAACUUCAUCUUAGGAAUCUCUAUUGUGUUCAUAUCGAUGCAUCAGUUCUUUUCACCACUUUCAAAGGUCAAAGAUGAACCAUUGAAUGGUAACGUGGAAAUGAUCGACGCGCAGAAUAAUCAGAGGUCUAAGGAUGCACGCUUCCUAAAUAUGGCAGCUGGGGCAAAUGAGGAUGCUAGUCAUCGUGUUGAAUAUGAUGAGAAAGCACCACUUCUUCCAAUAUGAUGAAACUUGGAGUGUGCAUUCCUUUGGUUUAGAUUCAUUGAAGAUUUUUGAAGAUGACACCAGUUUUUUCUUAGUAAACUUAGUAGAACAAAGUGCUGCGAGACAAAAUGUUGUUUACUUGAGAAGUCCCUUUCUUCAUCCUUUUUUUGGGUAUUGGCCUAUGGGAUUCAUGCCAUUUUGGCUUAGCCUCCAGUAGCUGCGGUCCGAAUGUCGAGGCCCUUGAGCAAUUCAGAUAUCUGCCAUGAACAAAAGCUUAUAAUUCAUAUAUUGAGUUAUAUCAAUUUUUUAAUCCAGCUUCCGCCUUACACAACGUUUUUUUGUUUCUUCUUAGUCAUCCUAUACUACUGGGAUACAACUGUCUUGUAAUUUCUUUAAUGUCAAGGAAAUCAAAUAUUUUA
This is a messenger RNA of Morus notabilis, 1912 nucleotides long. RefSeq names its product CMP-sialic acid transporter 2. Gene Ontology annotation, biological process: pyrimidine nucleotide-sugar transmembrane transport. The transcript has 17 exons. Gene Ontology annotation, cellular component: Golgi membrane. Lineage: Eukaryota; Viridiplantae; Streptophyta; Magnoliopsida; Rosales; Moraceae. Gene Ontology annotation, molecular function: pyrimidine nucleotide-sugar transmembrane transporter activity. The coding region runs from base 300 to 1514 and encodes 404 amino acids. The record is from RefSeq and is a predicted model, not a curated record.